UGCUGGGGCGGCGGCGGCGGCGGUUGCGGCUGUCGCGGAGCGCGGGCGGUGCGCGGCUCUGCCCGGGCUCGCAGGGCGGAUAGAGCGGGGCCGGCGCGGCGGAGCGGGGCCGCCAUGGGCUCCCAGGUGCUGCAGAUCCUGCGCCAGGGCGUGUGGGCGGCGCUGAGCGGCGGCUGGUACCAGGACCCGCACCAGGGCGCGGGGGUCAACGCGCUGCACCUCUACCUGUGGCUCUUCCUGCUCGGCUUCCCCUUCACCCUGUACAUGGCUCUUCCUUCUUCCAUGAUGAUAGUAGCUGUCUACUGCCCAGUGAUAGCAGCUCUCUUUAUCGUUUUGAAGAUGGUGAAUUACCGUUUGCACAGGGCGCUGGAUGAGGGAGAAAUUGUGGAGAGGAAUGCCAAUGAGCAUAUGGACAGAGGUGCAAAAACAGAACAAAGCAUUGUUUCAGCCAAGAGGAAAGACAGCAAUGGGCCCAGUGACCCUGGUGGAGGGAUUGAGAUGUCAGAGUUCAUACGAGAAGCAACUCCCCCUGUUGGCUGUAGUUCACGAAAUUCUUAUGCUGGGAUAGAUCCAAACAACCAGGUUGGAUCUGGGUUAUCUCGUCUGGGAACAGCAGCAACCAUCAAAGGUGAUACUGACACUGCCAAGACCUCUGAUGAUAUCAGUUUAAGUCUUGGCCAGAGUUCUAGCCUAUGUAAAGAAGGGAGUGAAGAACAAGAUUUGGCAACUGAUCGGAAGCUUUUUCGUCUGGUGUCGAACGACUCAUUUGUCUCCAUCCAACCAUCAUUGUCCUCUGGACAGGAUUUGCAAAGGGACAGCGGUGACAAAGUGUGCCUCUCGAACAACCAGCUUGUGGACCAGUCUAAAAACAGUGCAUGUGACACAGAAGUAGCUUCACUGGUAACUCUGCAUUCUCACUCCUAUAGGAAGGAUCAUAGACCUCGAGGUGUACCAAGGACUUCUAGCUCUGCUGUUGCUUUUCCAGAUGCUUCACUAAAUGACUUCCCCCUCUAUCAGCAAAAACGAGGACUAGAUCCUGUCAGUGAGUUAGAAGCUUCCAAGCCCCCUUCUGGAUCCCGAGAGUCUUUGGGUGAGAACUCUUGCAUUUCAGGAGUUUUUCAGUUAGAUGACAUUCUGAAAAGUAGCAGCCCUCAACCAUUGACUAAGAGUGGGAAGAGCAAAUCCUUGAAAGCAGACAAAAGUAUGGACAGUCUGAGAAGCCUGAGUACUAGAAGCAGUGGUUCAACGGAAAGCUACUGCAGCGGGACUGAUCGUGACACCAACAGUACCAUCAGUAGCUAUAAAAGUGAACAUACUAGCUCAACGCAUAUAGAAAGUGUAUUGUCAGAGCAUGAGGAGGAGUCUCCAAGAGAAGAGAAAAAGGAUGGUAAGAAAAAAGACUGUGGUGUCGACUCAGAGGAUGACAGUAGUUCUACUACUGACAAAAGGACUAGUAGCGAAAGGACUGCUGUGGAAGUGAGUCCUCUGGGUGGUGUUCAAGAGGUAAAGGGUUCUAAUGCAUCUGAUGAGAUGCACAGCCAGAAAGGUCUUGGUGCCUCUGCUUCAGAAGAGGCCAAUAAGAACCCACAUGCCAAUGAAUUGACUACACAAGCUGACAGGCCGCAUGGGAAGCCUGCUGAACAAAGAGAUGAGCAGAGUGAGAAACUAGCUGUGUUAGUAGAUUCAAGAGCUGCUAAAGAAACUAGUGGAAAACAAAAAGAAGGAGAUGUUCGACCAAAAUCUUCUAGUUUAAUACAUCGAACAGCCUCUACCCACAAGUCCAGCCGGAGAAGGACAGGAAAAAAGCGGGCUAGUAGUUUUGAUUCAAGUCGGCACAGGGAAUAUGUUUCCUUCCGAGGUGUAUCUGGUACUAAACCUCACAGUGCUGUGUUUUGUCAUGAUGAGGACUCCAGUGAUCAAAGUGACUUGAGCAGGACAUCAAGCAUGCAGUCAGCUCACCAGUUCAGCAGUGAUAGCUCUUCCAGCACCACCUCCCAUUCAUGCCAGUCUCCUGAGGGAAAAUACAGUGCUUUAAAGACCAAAUAUGUUUCUAAAGACCGUGGGGGCACAGACUCUGAAAAUGCUCACAAAACCCACGUAAGCUCUGAAGGAAUUAGCAAAAAAAGAUCUACACGACGGACUUCUAGCACAAACAGUGCCAAGAAUCGUGCCAGAGUAUUAAGCCUGGACAGUGGUACUGUAGCUUGUUUAAAUGACCCAAAUAGUUUAAUGGCACCAGGUAACAUAAAACAGUUAACCACUUCAAAAUCUGAUUUGGAAGCCAAAGAAGGAGAGGUGCUAGAUGAGCUAUCUCUGUUGGGAAGGGCUUCACACUUAGAGUCAGUCACUCGUUCUAGGAAUAGCUUACCAAGCCAGGCUACAUUUCCUGAAGGGGAAGAGCAAGAAUCAGCAAGUGGAGCAGCACAAGCCAGCGAGGAGACUGUCACAUUUCGCCGUGAACGCAGCACAUUUAGGCGUCAGGCAGUACGACGCCGGCACAAUGCAGGGAGUAACCCUACCCCUCCUACAUUGCUCAUCGGAUCACCCCUCAGCCUUCAAGAUGGUCAGCAAGGCCAGCAGUGCUCCUCCCAGGUCAGAGUGCAGUCCUGCCCCCCUUCCCAGGCAGCUGUGCCCGGCGCUAGCGCCUCCUUGCUGGUGAGAAAUGGGAGUGUCCACUUAGAAGCAUCACAUGCCACUGCAUCUGCUGUAGGCGGUAGCAGUUUGCACGAUGAACUUGGUAAGUUCAGUUCUACACUCUACGAGACAGGGGGCUGCGACAUGUCGCUUGUGAACUUUGAGCCAGCUGCAAGAAGAGCAUCCAACAUCUGUGACACGGACUCUCACGUAUCGAGUUCUACCUCAGUUCGCUUUUAUCCACAUGAUCUACUUUCUCUUCCCCAGAUCAGGUUGAACAGGCUGCUAACAAUGGAUACAGAUCUGUUGGAGCAGCAAGAUAUUGACCUGAGCCCUGACCUUCAGGACCACAUGCAGCCUCAAGAGGAAGCAGCUCAAAAAGUCAAGCAGUACUAUCGCUUUUGGAUCUUGCCUAAACUUUGGAUUAGCAUCAAUUUUGAUAGAUUAACUCUUCUGGCUUUAUUUGAUAGGAAUCGUGAGAUCCUUGAAAAUGUAUUAGCUGUCAUCCUAGCUAUUCUAGUUGCAUUUCUGGGCUCUGUACUUCUUAUAGAGGGCUUUUUCAAGGAUAUUUGGGUCUUCCAGUUCUGCCUGGUAAUAGCCAGUUGCCAGUAUUCACUGUUGAAGAGCGUUCAGCCAGAUUCUUCUUCCCCCCGACAUGGUCACAAUCGUAUCAUAGCCUAUAGUAGGCCUGUAUAUUUCUGUUUGUGUUGUGGUCUGAUUUGGCUGUUGGAUUAUGGCAGCAGAAACAUAUCUACAACAAGAUUCAGGUUGUACGGAAUGGCUUUCACCAACCCAUUGCUGCUGCUGUCAGCCAGGGACUUAGUUAUAGUGUUUACACUAUGUUUCCCUAUAGUAUUCUUCAUUGGUCUCCUGCCUCAGGUGAAUACAUUUGUGAUGUAUCUUUGUGAACAGCUGGACAUUCAUGUCUUUGGUGGCAAUGCUACCACAAGCCUGCUUGCAGCACUUUACAGUUUUAUCUGUAGUAUUGUGGCAGUAGCAUUGUUGUAUGGACUGUGCUAUGGUGCCCUGAAGGAUUCCUGGGAUGGGCAGCAUAUUCCAGUUCUCUUCUCCAUAUUUUGUGGUUUGUUAGUGGCAAUAUCGUAUCAUCUCAGCAGACAAAGCAGUGACCCUUCUGUACUUUUCUCUUUAGUGCAAUCAAAAUUUUUUCCUAAUUCUGAAGACAAAAACCCUGAGGAUCCUCUGUCUGAAGUAAAAGAUCCUUUACCUGAGAAGCUUAGAAAUUCUGUGAGUGAACGAUUGCAGUCUGACCUGAUCGUGUGUAUAGUCAUUGGUGUCCUCUAUUUUGCAAUUCAUGUCAGUACAGUAUUUACAGUUUUACAGCCUAUUUUAAGUUAUGUUCUCUAUGCAUUGGUGGGUACGGUGGGCUUUGUGACCCAUUAUGUUCUGCCUCAACUCCGAAAGCAGCUUCCUUGGCAUUGCUUUUCUCACCCGCUGCUGAAAACCAAGGAAUACCAUCAGUUUGAAGUCCGGAAUGCUGCACAUGUUAUGUGGUUUGAGAAACUUCACAUUUGGCUCCUUUUUGUAGAGAAGAAUGUUAUCUAUCCACUGAUAGUCCUCAAUGAGCUUAGUAGCAGCGCUAAGAAUAUUGCUAGUCCAAAGAAACUGGAUACUGAGUUGGGUGCUUUAAUGAUCACAAUAGCUGGCUUGAAGUUACUGCGUUCAUCAUUCAGUAGCCCAACGUGCCAGUAUGUCACUGUUAUUUUCACAGUGCUCUUCUUUACUUUUGAUUACAAAAGUUUUACUGAGACCAUGCUGCUAGAUCUCUUCUUCAUGUCCAUACUCUUCAGCAAGCUUUGGGAACUCUUUUAUAAAUUGAGAUUUGUAUAUACCUACAUUGCUCCCUGGCAGAUCACAUGGGGGUCUGCCUUCCAUGCUUUUGCCCAGCCCUUUGCUGUGCCACAUUCUGCCAUGUUGUUUGUCCAAGCAGUAGUGUCAGCUUUCUUCUCUACUCCACUGAAUCCUUUUCUGGGAAGUGCAAUAUUCAUCACUUCAUAUGCCAGGCCUGUCAAAUUCUGGGAAAGAGACUACAACACGAAACGUGUGGAUCAUUCAAAUACUAGACUGGCUUCACAGCUGGAUCGGAAUCCAGGUUCAGAUGAUAACAAUCUGAAUUCUAUCUUCUAUGAGCAUUUAACCCGUUCCCUUCAGCACAGCUUAUGUGGAGACUUGUUGCUGGGUCGCUGGGGAAACUACAGUACUGGCGAUUGCUUCAUCCUAGCCUCUGACUACCUCAAUGCACUAGUACACCUUAUAGAGAUAGGAAAUGGCUUGGUCACCUUCCAGCUGAGGGGGCUUGAGUUCAGAGGAACUUACUGUCAGCAACGAGAAGUAGAGGCCAUCACUGAAGGUGUAGAGGAAGAUGAAGGUUUUUGUUGCUGUGAACCAGGCCACCUUCCUCACAUGCUUUCCUUUAAUGCUGCCUUUGGGCAGCGUUGGCUGGCUUGGGAAGUGCUUGUAACAAAGUAUGUUCUGGAGGGUUACAGCAUCACUGACAACAGUGCAGCUUCCAUGCUUCAAGUCUUUGAUCUCCGGAAAAUUCUCACCACUUACUAUGUGAAGGGAAUCAUCUAUUAUGUCACAACAUCCCCCAAGCUAGAGGAAUGGUUAGCUAACGAGACAAUGCAGGAGGGACUGCGGCUGUGCACAGACCGCAAUUAUGUGGAUGUAGACCCAACAUUUAACCCCAAUAUUGAUGAGGAUUAUGACCACCGUCUGGCAGGGAUCUCACGAGAGAGCUUCUGUAUGAUAUAUUUGAACUGGAUAGAAUAUUGCUGCUCUCGAAGAGAAAAGCCACUGGAUUCAAGUAAAGACUCACCCCUAGUGACAUUGUGUUAUGGACUGUGUGUUCUGGGGCGGAGAGCAUUGGGAACAGCUUCACAUCAUAUGUCUAGUAACCUGGAAUCCUUCUUGUAUGGCCUGCAUGCCCUAUUUAAGGGUGACUUCCGUAUAUCUUCAAUUAGAGAUGAAUGGAUCUUUGCUGACAUGGAAUUGCUGAGGAAAGUAGUGGUCCCUGGAAUACGGAUGUCACUGAAACUACAUCAAGAUCACUUCACUUCUCCAGAUGAAUAUGAUGAUCCUUCUGUCCUUUAUGAAGCUAUAACAACUCAUGAAGAAAAUCUAGUUAUAGCACAUGAAGGGGACCCUGCUUGGCGAAGUGCAGUUCUUUCCAAUUCUCCGUCCCUUCUUGCUCUGCGCCACGUAAUGGAUGAUGGCACCAAUGAAUAUAAAAUCAUUAUGCUCAAUAAGCGCUAUCUCAGUUUCAGGGUCAUUAAGGUCAAUAAGGAGUGUGUACGUGGCCUGUGGGCAGGACAACAGCAGGAGCUUGUCUUCCUGCGUAAUCGUAAUCCCGAAAGAGGAAGUAUCCAAAAUGCUAAACAAGCUCUGAGGAACAUGAUCAACUCUUCUUGUGACCAGCCAAUUGGAUACCCAAUCUAUGUCUCACCUUUGACUACUUCCUAUUCAGAUAGUCAUGAACAGCUAAAGGACAUUCUUGGGGGAGCCAUCAGCUUAGGAAACAUCAGAAACUUCAUCGUGUCUACAUGGCACAGACUAAGGAAAGGCUGUGGAGCUGGCUGCAAUAGUGGUGGAAAUAUUGAAGAUUCAGAUGCUGGAGGUGGAGCUUCUUGCACAAGUAACAAUGCUACUAUCAAUGAGUCACAGAGCAGCAUGUCACAAGGAGGAGGGAAUGCAACUACAGGGCAGGGACCUGGAGCAGUACAGCAUCCUCCUGUUGCAUCUCAUCCCACAACUUUUCCUGCAGCUCAUCCACCAACUCAUCUCUCCACUCUGGGCACCAGUCACAGCUCUCACUCUGUGCAGUCCAGCCUUGUCAGACAUUCCCCUGCCCGUGCCUCAGUAGCAAGCCAUUCAUCCUACUGCUACGGCAGCCGUCAUUCAUCUCUUCGCACAUCCACAACAGGCUUUGUGCCUUGCCGGCGCUCUUCCACCAGUCAGAUAUCCCUUCGUAACCUCCCAUCAUCCAUCCAGUCCCGCCUAUCUAUGGUGAACCAAAUGGAACCUACUGGCCAGACUGGGGUCAGCGUGCAGCAUGGACUGCCCUCUUCUAGCAGCUCCAGCCAAAGCAUCCCAGCCUGUAAACAGCAUGCCCUUGUGGGCUUUCUAGGGACAGAAGGAGGGAGUAAUGCAGCUGAAACUCAGUCAGGUGGCAGUGCAAGCCCUGCAAACCAAAUGCAAGCCAAAAAGGAUGACGUUAUUUACAGAAUCCAGGAAGAAUUUUUCAGGAGUUUUCUCUUGCUUGCCCUGUGGAAAGUCCAGUUUACUUCAAAACACGGGCUAAUGGAUCCCAGUCAAGUACUGGAAGGGAUCAACGUGUCAAAAAGGAAAGAGCUGCAGUGGCCAGAUGAGGUGAUACGGCUAAAAGCUGGAAGAAACAGCUGGAAAGACUGGAGUCCUCAGGAAGGCAUGGAAGGCCAUGUGAUUCACCGCUGGGUGCCUUGCAGCAGAGAUCCAAGUAGUCGGUCGCAUAUAGAUAAAACCAUCCUGCUGGUUCAAAUUGAAGAUAAAUAUGUUGCUGUUGUUGAAACUGGAGUCCUUGAACUUGGGGCUGAAGUGUAAAUCUCUUUGAGACUGAAACUUCCCCUUCUCCAAUGAUUCAGAAGAGAGAAGGGUCCAGAAGAAGCAGCUCCCAGGACACAAAACUUUGGUCCGGUUGUAGGAAAGGACUUGAAACACAGAUUUGUCUAAGUCCCUUUCCCAAAUAAACAAGUGUAAGAAAUUUUUUUAAGUUGUUAGCUGCUGAAGAAACACUUGCAUGAAGGAUAGAUUUGUUGAGACAUAUCUUUUGUUUAUAAAUUUUGUUAUGCAUUGCGUAAUGCUUUAAAUCAACAAACUUUUCAGUUCUAAGAUCAGAGCACCUCAUAUUUUUCUAAUUGUUUUGCCAAAAAUUGCCAUGUCUUGUCACAGAGUGCGUGGAAUUCAUCCACCUUAUUUUAAUGAAAUUGACUACAAACCUUCCGUUUGGUGAAACAGUGUAAGGGUUUCAGGUGUGGCAAGAAGAGACUGAACAGAUGUAUAGAUUCUUAUUCCUUAUGAGCUAAACAUUAAUGAGAACUGCACUAAUUUUUUACAGCAAUGCACUAAAAACAACCCUGAGAUUGCUGAGAACAUUUAUUUAUAUAUAUAAAUAUAAGUAUAUAAAAUACCAUUAUUUAAAUUGCCUUUGGGAUUAAUCCCCUCCCUCUCCAUAUACAUGUUGAUGGUAAGGGCUGUGCCAUGGGUUUGGUUCUAUGUUCUGUAUUUCGUACAAGUGCAUUUGCUGCAUCCUCUUCACAAUAAAUGGUAAAAUAACAAAUGUGUAGAAAAGCACCUGAGUAUCCCUGUACUGCAUCAGACUUUAUUGUGGUGGCAGUGGUACCUCAAGCCUGUACAACACAUCUAGCUUUAAAGUGGGCCUCAAUAUGACUUUCCAUCUGUCUUCCCUUCACUAGCCAUGGCUACUUUGCUUCUUUACACCCAGAGCUGGCUGUGUUGUUUCAUUGGCUCUUUGGCAAACACAGUAGUUUUAGUUUUGUAGUGGGAGGUGCAGGUCCAUGAUUACUUCACAGAUGCUUGAAGGUUUUUUUUUUAUUCUAUCCACUUUAAAAAGAAAAAACAGUAACAACUCUCCAAACAAAACAAAAAAAGAACCCAGCAAAACUUGAUUUCUGCUUUCAAUGAUCUUUUAUAGAAGGCACAGCCCUAAACUUGUAUCACUUUUACCACCUUGCCUUUUCUUUCCCUUUAGUCUUCAUUCUUUUCUAUGACUUGAAUUUUAUUUUCUGUGAUUAUAUAUUCUAUGUAAGUGUAAUUUGAGUAUUUAUAACUGUGAAGUUGAAUUAUUCAUGUGUUACAUAUCCUAGGUUUUAUUGUAUUUUUUAAAAGUGUGUAUUCAGGGAAACAAGUAACUCAGAACUAUCAUGGGAGUGUGAGAGGGAAACUGGUUUGUUCUUGACUUGCAGUUCCUAUGACUCACUUUUCUUAAUCCGUAAGAAAGAAAUGUACCUGUUGUGAUUGUUUCCUGUUUCUGACCUGUAAUUAUAUAGGACUCUGUGGGGAAUUUGCAUACAAGUUCUAGCUUUUGGGAGCAGCCAUCUUCUUCCCAGUCACCUCCACUUCUUUAUAUGUGUUGUAAUUAGAUGAGACUUCUGAUAUACCACAGAGGUUAUUAUAAUUAAUUCUCUGACAUCAGAGAAACAUUGUCCAUUAUGUAACUAAUGUAAGAAUGAAAUUACAUGGGUUAAGAAAAAAGGAAGAAACAGCUACCUAAGAAACACUGGUUUUCCAGCUCAAGUCACUGUGUGCCAUCUGGCCAUGAAAGGGUAAGUCUGUGUGUCUGGUAGCUACUCAAUUCCAGUUACCUUUCCCAGUGAAUGAUACUGGGACCUUGCUUGCAUCAUAGACUAUGCAAACUUGUCCUUGAAAUGCUGUGCAUCUUAAAGUUGCAUAUUACUAUUCACUUUAUUCAUACACAGUCCCAUUUAAUCAUGGUAUAAAUGCACAGAUCUGCCACCCUUGAAACUAUGUGGAACAGCAAAAUUAUUUAUCACAUGUAUCACAUUAUAGGGUAGUUGAAUUAAUCUCCUGCAUAUAUGAAAAUGUAGUACAGAAAACAAAACUUCUGUAGUGGUCUGGUAAUGCUGCUAUCAGGAAUGAAGAAAAUGUGUAAGUUUUGAACUGAAGGCCUUUUAGUGAAGGUUUUAUUCUAUGUCCUCCCUUCAGGUAAAUACUUUUAAUUAAUUAAUACCUUUAAUUAAUUAACCUUCCAGGUUUUCUGUUAUCACUAGGAACAUUGCUUCAUUUAAAAGGGAGAAGUUUGUUUGAAAAUAAGCCCCUAUUUGAUAUCAUUUGCACAGGGUUGGGUUUUUUUCCCUUGGACUGAAGCCUUGAGGUAAACAAAUUACUGAAAACCAAAAUAAAUUUUUGCUUUGUUUUUUUUUAAAGCUGACUGAAACAACUUUCAGUAUGUUAACCCUGACUGAACAAUCUCUUGCUCUCUUUGGGGCAAGGUAAGGACAAUGUCCAUUGCUGGUAAAAGAUGUGAUAGGAAUUAAUGGCUUGUUAAUGUGGAAAUUUUAGCGCAUAUGUGUAUCUGCCUGGAAUUACAUUGACAAACAGCAGAUAGGGAAAGAGAGAGACUUUUUUUAAGGGCAAAGAGAAUUAAUGAAUAUUUCUAUUUUUUAUAAAACAUAAGGCUUUUGGUAUGCUGACUUCAGGAGAUGAAUUUUAAUGUGCAGAGCUAACAGGUUAACACUUCCUUUCAGGUACUUGUCUAACAUCUGUUGUGAAGCCGUUCACAUAGCGCUCAUAUGUAUUCAGAUCUGCUCAACAGAAGCCACCUAGUUGAAAUUUCACUCUUCCAUAAGGCUUUGGAAAUGUAACUCUAAAGUUAAUUCCUGGACUCAUUAAGAUUCAUAUGAUUGUAUGUUGGUUUGUACAGAGUUUAUCUUUGGUUUCUACUGUGCAAGUGACAGAAAUGUUUUUCUUCUGACUCAGAAUCACACAGAAUUAACUAGGUUGAAAAAGACCUUUGAGGUCACAGAGUCCAACCUAUGACCGAACUAACCACCUUGCCAACUACUGGACCAUGGUACAAAGUGCCACAUCCAGUCUUUUCUUAAAUGCCUCCAGGGGUGGUGACUCAACCACUUCCCUGGGCAGCCCAUUCCAAUGCCCAGUCACUCUUUCUGUGAAGAAUUUCUUCCUAAUGUCCAGCCUAAACUUCCUCUUAAGACUGGGGAAGUCUUAACUUCCAGCUUAAGACUAGUCCUCUUGUCCUGGCAUUGGUUACCUGGGAGAAGAGAUCAGUCCCCACCUGUCUUCACCCUCCUUUCAGGGAGUUGUGGAGAGUGAUAAGGUUUCUCCUGAACCUCCUCUUCUCCAGGCUGCACAACCCCAGCUCCCUUAGCCUCCUCAUGGGAUUUGUGCUCCAGACCCUUCACCAGCCUUGUUGCCCUUGUCUGGAUGCAUUUGAGCAUCUCAAUGUCCUUCCUUAACUGGGGGGCCCAGAACAGGACACAGCACUCAAGGGGCAGCCUCACCAGUGCUGAGUACAGGGGCAUGAUCUCAACCCUGGUCCUGCUGGCCACACAGGCCAGGAUACCUUGGCCUUCUUGGCCAUGUGGGCACACCUCCCCACAGGAUAGACCUGCCUGUGGAAAGCUCUGUUCUAGAUGGAAAUUAUUUCAUCUUUUGUUUUAUUUUCUUGGCCUUUGUCUUGAUGUGUAAUAUUUUUCUGCUGUUGUAAGGAUGGAAAAGAUGGGUAUUUUCAAAUUAGUCCUGUCAGUCGAAAUCGAACCUUACCAUAGAGCAGAAUUUUUUAGAUCUUUCUAGACUUUUAUGAAAACCCUUACAGAUGUUUGCUUUUACUCUAUCCUCUUGCAUUGUGAUAUUCUCUUGGCAUAAGAACAUUCCAGUUAAGUCCUACUGUUGUAGCUUCCAGGUAGAUACCAAUCUAUUUUCUUUCGGAUUUCUUUGGAGGUUGUAUCUAUGCGUACCUAUGUAAGGACUUCUCCCUAAAACACUCAGUUGCAGAAAAGGGCUUUAAAACCCCAUUAAGCAGAUAAUGUCAUUAGUAAUACUACAUGAUGUUUUAAAACCUUUUCUCAUUUCACUUCUCUGUGAAAUCUUUUAAAAUGUUCUGAUUAAAAAAACCAAAAACCUAGAACUGUGUAUGUGACACCACUGAUGACACCUAGACUUGUGUGCUACUUUAAAUGGAUGAUACUAGUGCUGGAUUCUGGGGAUCUCUCUCAUGAUCCAGCAUGUGUGAACUGGUUUCAGAGUUUGGGGAAGAUGACGGUGAUGAUUAUUUCUUGAGGUAAUUCCAUGUAGGCUGAAUGGUCCUACAGCCACUUUGCAUGGGACAUCUGGCAUAUUUGAGUGGUGAUGUCAGUUUUCCAGUCAAGAGUUAUCACCAGUCAUUCCUCAUCCCGUGGUCACAAUGCCUUUGGGAACUGAAGAAUUCUUUGAGAAGCCUGGAUGACUGGUGAGAUGACAGAUGAAGACAUGGCACAGGUCUAUGCCUUUGGCAAGAGGCUAUAAAGCUUUGUCUGGAUUUGGGCAAGGGGUGAAGAGAUGCCUUAUGAUUGAUUCAACCUUCUCUGAUAAUGCACACACCACCGUGCAACCUAGAAGUGUAGAUAACAAAGACACUGCUUUAAAGACCUUUCUCAAUUCAAGAACUCUUAAUUCACGAAAUAGAGCUGGAUAAAUUGCAUUUUUUACCAUUAACAAUAUUAUUCAACUUAUAUUGGAUUUGGGGUUGUACCACCGCAGGUUUUAUGUACUUAAUUUUAUUAAGGAAUUUUAUACCUAUUAUAUAGGCAUCUAUUAUUUUCUUGUCUGGCUUGCUAUUUGAUAUUCUAAUGCAGUACAUUCAGUGGCGCUGGACUCUUUCAGAAAUUAUACUGGUAAUUCCUGGUGCCUUAGUAAAAAAGUGGGUACAUAACACCUUGGUGGAAGGUAAAGCAUGUGACUUGUUUCACCCCAGCAUGAUAUACAUAUUUCUAUAAAGGUGAUUAAGAUGGCUGCCCCAAAAGAUUUUGGGAGUAUACCUACAUCACUUGGUCACAAACAUCUGAAUAUGAGCAAUUUUUAUGACUUCUGGUAUGUACAGUUUGACUAGAUAAGCCCAGUACACUUAGACCACAACUUUGAAAGAUGGCAAUCAAAUAGCUGGAUAUGUAACUUCUUACACAGAUGCCCUUGACAGCCUGACAAUAGCUGCUGGUUAGGAAAUGGAGAGGGGAAUAUAGCAUAAACGAGAGGAUGGCUUUGGUUUUUAAUGGACAAUGAAAAUAUAUAUUUCCUCUACCAGCAAAAGGUUACCUUGCCAGGGAUAGGGAUAUAUGUACCUGCGUGUCUGUGAGUGUGUAUGUGUCUGCGUGUGUUAUUGGAAACAGCCUGUAAAUAUUGUAGCUGUUUAAAAUGGAAAAGGCAGAGAGUUUUUUUGCAACGUGUUGCAGCAAAAGGACAGUAUUGACAGUGGAGAAACACUGAUAAAUAAACGAACCUUUUUUCA
Messenger RNA from Vidua macroura (Pin-tailed whydah), 12673 nucleotides. It is a transcript of the gene PCNX1, whose product is annotated as pecanex 1. The coding region runs from base 115 to 7230 and encodes 2371 amino acids. Lineage: Eukaryota; Metazoa; Chordata; Aves; Passeriformes; Viduidae. Gene Ontology annotation, cellular component: membrane. The transcript is spliced from 37 exons. The record is from RefSeq and is a predicted model, not a curated record.